Mesorhabditis spiculigera is the source of this 1026-nucleotide messenger RNA. Lineage: Eukaryota; Metazoa; Nematoda; Chromadorea; Rhabditida; Rhabditidae. The record is from the annotation of a GenBank genome assembly.
AUGCCCGAUCUGGCGUUGUACACGUGGAAUGCGUGGCUGGUCGAGAUGGUGCUCAACCGCUACGUCAAUGCGAGCUGCAAUCAGGCGAGGGUUCAGUCGCUCGUUGAAAAAGUUCGCGAGGCUUUUGUGGAAGUUUUCGAUGAGAAUACAUGGAUCGAGCCGAGCACGAGGGAUUGGCUGAAGAAGAAGUUGACUCGAAUCGGAGCCCGCAUUGGCUACAACGAUAACGCGCUUGACUUGAAGCUGGCCAACGAACUCGCCGAAAUGCUAGUGAUCCCAGAUGAGAUGUCCCCCAUCGAGCAGGUGAUGAUCAUCGGCCGCGCGUCUUGGAUGGACAGCAAAAUGGAUAUCGGUGACAGGAUUGACGACGUGACGAUGGUCAACGCCUACAACUUGGACGGCGACCAUAUUGCCAUCCCAAUGGCCCUCAUCCGGCUUCCCUUCUUUGCUUCUGACGCGCCACUCGAGGUCCACUACGGCGGCGUCGGCUUCGUCAUCGGCCACGAGUUUACCCAUACCUACGAUGGAUGGCACGAGCGGGGCUUGCCGCGCGGAGACCCGGGCAACGACACCGACGAGUUCUACGAGAAGCAACAAUGUCUGAUCGAUGAAUUUGGGAACGUCGAGCAUCAUAGCGAGUUCUACAACGUGACCGUCGUGGGCGACGGCGACACCCAGAAGCGAGAGACCAUUGCCGACAACAACGGCGUGCGCACGGCGUUCAGGGCCUACCGUAAAGAACGUCUCCGCCUCUUCGGCAACAACCCCCCGAAGUGGCCGGGACUGCAGAAGUACACGAAUGAUCAGAUGUUCUUUAUUGCUGUUGCUCAGGGUUGGUGUGGCCGCGUACCCGAUGUCAAAUCUGAGGACGACCACUGGCAAGCCGGUCCCCACCCACCCGGCCGUAUUCGCCUCAACGAGAACAUGAAGAAUUUCGAGCACUUUGGGCCUGCGUUCAAGUGCCCGCUGAACUCGCCGAUGAACCCGGAGCACAAGUGCCGCGUGUGGCGUCGCAUCAAGAAGCAC